UGCCCGGCUUUGAUCUCUGCUUAACAACAGUAACGUCACACGGACUACAGGGGAGUUCUGUUGGAAGUUGCAAAGUCCUAGAGCCUCCAGAGGGCUGUCGGCGCAGUAGCAGCGAGCAGCAGCGUCCGCGCGCUCCGGCGAGGGGCAGAAGAGCUCGAGGGAGCACGGGGGCAGCAGGAGCUAAAGCCGAACGCGGACCCAGCCCGGGACCCACCGCCGCCCCAAGCCGCCUAGCAGAGCCCCAGCCAUGGCACACCAGCUCCUGUGCUGCGAGAUGGAGACCAUCCGCCGGGCGUACCCCGAUGCCAACCUCCUCAACGAUCGGGUGCUGCGGGCCAUGCUCAAGGCGGAGGAGACCUGCUCGCCCUCCGUGUCCUACUUCAAGUGCGUGCAGAAGGAAAUCCUGCCUUCCAUGCGGAAGAUCGUGGCCACCUGGAUGCUGGAGGUCUGCGAGGAGCAGAAGUGCGAGGAGGAGGUCUUCCCGCUGGCCAUGAACUACCUGGACCGCUUCCUGUCCCUGGAGCCCGUGAAAAAGAGCCGCCUGCAGCUGCUGGGAGCCACCUGCAUGUUCGUGGCCUCGAAGAUGAAGGAGACCAUCCCCCUGACGGCCGAGAAGUUGUGCAUCUACACCGACAACUCCAUCCGGCCGGACGAGCUGCUGCAAAUGGAGCUGCUCCUGGUGAACAAACUCAAGUGGAACCUGGCGGCCAUGACCCCGCACGACUUCAUCGAGCACUUCCUCUCCAAAAUGCCGGUGGCCGAGGAGAACAAACAGAUCAUCCGCAAACACGCGCAGACCUUCGUCGCCCUCUGUGCCACAGACGUGAAGUUCAUUUCCAACCCGCCCUCCAUGGUGGCCGCCGGGAGCGUGGUGGCGGCCGUGCAAGGUCUGCACCUGGGAAGUUCCAACAGCUUCCUGUCCUACCACCGCCUGACGCGGUUCCUCUCCAGGGUGAUCAGGUGUGACCCGGACUGCCUCCGCGCCUGCCAGGAGCAGAUCGAAGCCCUUCUGGAAUCCAGCCUGCGCCAGGCCCAGCAGCAGACCUUGGACCCCAAGGCCGCGGAGGAGGAGGAGGAAGAGGAGGAGGUGGACCUGGCCUGCACGCCCACCGAUGUUCGCGACGUGAACAUUUGAGGCGCCGCAGCCAGGGAGGGGCCGGCCCGCGCUCCCCAGACGGAGCCGCUCAGGCCCGGCCACCCCCGGGGGAGAGGCCCGCCCCUCACCACUGGCGUUCCCCUCUGCUCUGUCUCCCUCCCACCUCUGACUUAAGCGAAAGGCAAAAAAAAAAAAAAAAAAAAAAAAGUACCUGAAAACCUGUCUUUAAAAAACAACAACGACAACAGAAAAAGCGAGGAAAAAAAUAGUAUUUGCAUGACCCUGAGCUGGCGGGGGAGGUGGGUCAUGCUGCAGAAAUAGAGGAUUUUAUACCCCAUAAUCAACUAGUUUUUCUAUUAAUGUGCUUGUGUCUGUUGUAAGAGUAGAAUUAAGAUGAGCAAGUGUGCGGGGAGGGUUAGAUGUGAUUUCUUUCCGUGUUGAAAACAAACAAAAAAAGCAUAAACAUGUUUUUAAAGAAUAGAAAAAAAGCCCACCACCCGUUUGUAAAGUAGAAGAGGGUUUUAGCUAGAGAAACAUACCUGUGUGCUUUUUUCCCAAGCACGGCUUUAAAGCAGUCCUAGGCAUCCUGUGUCUUGCUUAUGCAUGUAGUCACUUUAUAAGUCAUUUGUGCGUGUUUAUUUUAUUUCGUAGGUAGGCGUGUGACCUUCACCUUAUCGGUGGCCGAUGUCACCUCUGUCUAGAGUAGCGCAGGCUUCGGCAUCGUCCGAUGCUGAAAGAGGCUCGUCGUCCUCUUUCUGCCUGCGCACCGGCCACCUGAGCGGUUUGUCGGGCGCCAGCCAGCGUAGCAGGGACGGAAAAGCCACCUCCGACUCCGCGCCCACCGCAAUAGUGACCUAAUAUAUUCUAUUUUUAUAAUCUUCCUAUUUUUGUAGUUACUUGUUCACGAGAUGCUGGUUUUUCACCCAACAGACCUGCAGCUCACAUCCAGGUGAAACCCACAGCUGGUUGGUUUUUGUGGUUGUUUUUCUGUUUUGUUUUGUUUUGUUUGUUUUUGGUUUUCCUCAAUAUUCCAGAACCAUUCCAUUUCAAAGCACUUUUGGUCCCGUAGUUCUAGGGGCUGUCUCUCUGUUUAUGUUGUGUGUGGAGGCGGGUGGGGAGCGAUUUCCUAGUGGAAUGGUUUGGGAAUAUUGCCGUGCUUGUGUGUGCACAGCGGAUUGCAAGGCAGGUGCAUGUUCGUGAAGUGGGGGGAAGCGAGCUGUUUUUGAAGGCGAGGUUCCAGUCAAGAAGCAGGACGUGUGCAUUCUCAAAUUGCCAGGAUGAUGUGUUUUUUUUUCCUUUUCUGUAGAAAAGCUGAAGUGUAGGAGUUCCCCUGGUGCCAACUGGUGUUUGAAGUAGGGCCUUAAAGGCUGACCUAGAGAACCAGCAGUUUCAGGGUUGUCUUUAGAUGUUUUGCAACGUUGAAGGUUUUUAAACACUAAAAUAUAUAAUUUAUAGUUAAGGCUAAAAAGAAUAUUUAUUGCAGAGGAUGCUCGUAAGGCCAGUACGAUUUAUAAAGUAAUGCAAUCUCCCGGUGAUUUACACACAGACACACACUUUUCUGCCUUAGAUGUUGCAGGUGUAGUACAGUUUAUGAAAGUUAGGUCCUUUUAUAGGAGAGGGGAAAAAAGAAACAGUCCCAAGAUACAACACAACGACUUUGAUUCGGCUGAUUUGGCCUGUCCGGCGUUUGCCAGAGGGACCCAAUCCGAGAGGCGUCAGAGUUACAGGACGUUCAGGGCGCUCGCGACGCGUUCUGACCCCAUCCUGUUCUUUGGAAACAACGAGAUGGAGCACAAAACCGGUAUAGACCAUUUGCACGUCUUGGCUACGUACCUUUUGUAGUUACUGUGGGGGGGGGGUGUUGAAGGAGCGAGGAGGUGAGGGAGGGAGUGUGCGGGGGGCGGGCGCGGACCCCAGGCGACAGGCUGCGACUCCGUUUUCUCAUUCGCUGCUACCGAGGACUUCCCAGCACCGUUUGGAGACAGACUCCCCACGCUUCUCUUUCACGUUGUUUUGCUGCUAUUGGAGGAUCAGUUCUUCUGUUCUGUUUUGUUUUACAGUGUCAUAUACUGCCAAGUUCUAGGCUGAAUUAUCUCAUAGAAAGAUGUAUUACGGAUGCCUUUUUUUUUUUUUUUUUUUUUUUUUUUUUUUUUUUUUUUUUUAUGUGAUCAAUUUUGACUUAAUGUGAUUACUGCUCUAUUCCAAAAAGGUUUCUGGUUCACGAUACCUCAUGCUUCACUUAGCCGCGUGUAAACCAGGCGGCCAGGCCUUGUCUGACCCACAGCCUCUUUGCUUCAGCAAACAGACAGGGGGACGAGACCCCCCAGAAAGGGCCUGGCGGGGGCCCCCCCAAGGGCCGGCGUUCCCGAGGACCCCCGGGCGGCUCUGGAGACAGGCCACGUCCGUGUCCUCUGCCCUGGGCCUGGUUUGCUGGACUCGUCACCAGAUCUGGGACUUUCCCUGAUAGGGAGUUCUUUCUACAGCCCAUGUGACCCUUGUGUGUAGCUAUGAAAGUUGCAUUAUUAUUAUUGUUAUUAUUAUUAUUAUUAUUGUAACGAGUAUGCCUUAACGUGCCACCGUGGUGCUGUGCUGUAGGACUCAGUCACUGGGUGAUUGGAAUGGCUUCUGGAAUGCGUUACAGGUUGGGAGUGCGUUGCAUCUGUUACUGUGUUCUGGAGCUGUUUUGUCAUUCUGUUCAUUACUGCAAAAUGCUAAUUGAAAGAAACUCCAAAUCUCCGCCAAGCCAGCUAACCGUGCUGUGUGCCCGAGAGCCGCCUAGCAUGCUGCCGAACCCAAAGGAGCUGCACCGUUGGCGGGGAGGGCGGGGGUCCCCGCCGGGGAGGGGGGCUGGGGGGGGCCAGGUGCUCCAAAGCCACAGGCCGGCCCCGCCCCGCCCGCAGGCUCACCGCUUCCGCUUACCUCAACCAUUCUGGCUGCAGCGUCUCUGAACCAAACGGGGUCCUUGAGGGACGACCGGUCCGUGGUGGGGGGGUGACAGGUGUGCUCCAAGGCCAGAGGCUGGCCCGUGACUGGCAGGUCUGAGGGGGCUGGGCGGGCGGCACUUGGGGUCUGUGUGGUUUGGCUGCGCGCUGCCCUGUUCCCCGGCGCACAUGUGUAACUGGCACGUUUCCAGCAGGAAACAAGACAAACGUGGAAAGUCUAGAAAUAAAAUUGGUAAAACCCCCA
This is a messenger RNA of Sus scrofa (pig), 4282 nucleotides long. RefSeq names its product cyclin D1 (gene CCND1). The record is from RefSeq and is a predicted model, not a curated record. NCBI's taxonomy places the organism in Eukaryota, Metazoa, Chordata, Mammalia, Artiodactyla, Suidae.